Molecule: messenger RNA, 942 nt
Organism: Vigna angularis (adzuki bean)
Lineage: Eukaryota; Viridiplantae; Streptophyta; Magnoliopsida; Fabales; Fabaceae
Exons: 4
Coding region: 1-942 (313 amino acids)
Source: RefSeq, a predicted model, not a curated record
AUGGCAUCAGGUCCUUCUGAUAAGGGCAAGGGGAAGAAAUCUUACGUAGUGAAGUUGAUGACACGUUUCAAUAAUGAAAUUGGUUCAACCAGUCAACCAACUACACCUACCUCUACCUCUACUGGUAGAUCUGUUCCACCUCCAUUAGUUGUUCCUGCCUUCACUCCCACUCCACAUCAAGUUCCUACAUCUUCACCUACCUCUAUUGGUACAUCUCUUCCACCUCCAAUACAAGUGCCUGGCUUGACACCCACUCCAUACCAAGUGCCUCCUUAUCUUCAGGCUUCACUCUCUCCCAAUGUUGGUUCUAACCCAUCAACUCCCAGAAAUAUUGCAGCAUCACCUGGUAUAGAGGAUGCAGAUCCACAUUCUAGUUCAGCUGCCAAUAACAUGGAAGAAUGUUCCAAUAGUCAUCCAAUGAUUACACCCGUUGGAGGAGGGUUUUAUCCUACAAAAACUGCAUCCAAGGCAAUCACAGCCACCAUCAAGGAACAGUUUGAUGAGCCAUGGCUAACAUGGGGUGCAAUCCCUAAGUCAACCAGAGAUGUCUUCUUCGAACGUUUUAAGUCACAAGAGCUUGGUCGGUCUGUGCAUGUUGAUGAAAUAUUUCAGCAGACACAUAUUCGUCAAUCAACAGGAGAAUUUGUGGACGAAAGGUCUAGGCGGACCCAUGAACAAUUUGUUGCAAAAUUUUCUCAAAUUAGAUCUGAGACUACAUUUGUUGGUGUCUCAACAUCUUCUCCUCUAGACCCUGCGGAGGAGGAAAGAUUGAGAAACCGAUGUUGGUUAGAGGAUGCUGGUGGAAAAUACAAGGGACGUGUAUACGGCAUUGGAAAUGUCACUUCCCAAGAUGACUGUGUUGAUAGUUACAUCCAACAGACACAUGCAUCUUCUACUGCUCAACCUCAAAAUUCAGAAGAAAUUCUUAACCUGAAAUCGUAG